Macrosteles quadrilineatus (aster leafhopper) is the source of this 3100-nucleotide messenger RNA. Its product is annotated as glutamate receptor ionotropic, kainate 2-like. The transcript is spliced from 17 exons. The record is from RefSeq and is a predicted model, not a curated record. Gene Ontology annotation, cellular component: plasma membrane; postsynaptic membrane. Gene Ontology annotation, molecular function: glutamate-gated receptor activity; transmitter-gated monoatomic ion channel activity involved in regulation of postsynaptic membrane potential. Lineage: Eukaryota; Metazoa; Arthropoda; Insecta; Hemiptera; Cicadellidae. Bases 404 to 3061 code for a protein of 885 amino acids. Gene Ontology annotation, biological process: modulation of chemical synaptic transmission; monoatomic ion transport; synaptic transmission, glutamatergic.
UAUAGUAUAUACGUAUAUAGUACACGCGUAAGGGAAAUUAUAGGUUUUAAUUAUUUUGAUAUAUUUUACUAUAGUUAUUAUUGACAAAAUUGGUCAAGCGUGAAUAUAUAGUUUUUGAAGCUAGAUUACUAAGUUUUGCAGUUCAUACCUACUAUACAUUUUAUACGUCUCAUAGGUAACGAUUAAAAGUUCGAAUAGGCCUAAAUGUAUGCAAUGGCUGAAUUAUAAUAAAGUUGUAAUUUUAUGCAUUGACUAGGCAAUUUCGUUUACAAGUUGUUUCUUUCUAAUCAUAAACCUACACAAGUUUAAGUAAUAUUACCAAGUUCAUUCGUUCGGUACUAUUUCUUACUUUUAAAACAGUCGAUAAGAGAAUCGAGACAGUGGACGUAGAUGAGUGUUAACAAUGCGAAGACAGUGUGUUCUAUUGCUGACUUUUCUUACCACCUGUUGUGCGGCUAAGGAGGAAUGGAGAAUUGGUGGGCUGUUCGAAGAAGACGCAAGCUUCUCGCAGCAAGCCUUCAUUUAUGCGACAGACUGGGCCAAUGAGAGGGAAGACUUGCCACAGUUCGCCCUAGCAGCCGACAUCACACAGGUGGAUUACUUUGACAGCUAUCAAAUAUCUCUAAAAGUAUGUAAUAUGCUGGGAGGAGGUGUCGCUGGAGUGUUUGGACCUCGGUCAGUAGACACCAGUGACCAUGUCCAGUCCAUCUGUGAUGCCAUGGAGAUACCUCAUGUGGAGAUGAGAUGGGACUCUAGACAACGUAGAGGCUCCUGUCUGGUCAAUCUGUUCCCUCACCCUUCUACAAUGUCCAAGGUGUUUGUCGACCUAGUGAGCAUCUAUGAGUGGGAGAGUUUCACGAUUGUGUAUGAGGACAAUGAUGGACUUAUCAGACUGAAUGGCCUCCUUACCUACUAUGAUCAUAAGGGAUAUCCCGUCACUGUCCGCCAACUGGACGAGGGAGGAAAUUACAGGCCAACUUUUCGGAGGAUAAAGAAUGCUAAUCAGAAGAACAUUGUGUUGGAUUGCUCAGCAGAUAUACUCUUUGAUGUAUUAUUACAUGCACAACAAGUCGGCUUGAUGGGUGCGGACUACAGUUACAUUAUAACAUCUCUGGAUUUUCAAACUAUUAACUGGGAACCAUUCAUGUACGCAGGAACAAACAUAACUGGUGUACGUUUGUUCGACCCCGACAGCAGCAAAGUGAAAGACGUCUUGAGCUUCUGGAAGGACAAAGACAAAGACCUCCAAAUAUCAGGUGAAACUUUACGUACUGAGACAGCUCUGAUCCAUGAUGCAGUGUUGUUUUACGCUAAAACCGUGGAUCAGCUGUUGAGAAGUAUGGAUAUUCAACCUAAGCCUCUCAGUUGCGACACCAAUGAGAACUGGGAUCACGGCUACAGUAUCAUCAACUAUAUGAAAGUGAGUGAAAUGAAUGGAUUAACAGGCCUAAUCAAAUUCAACCAUGAAGGCUUCAGAACAGACAUUAAGUUGGAUGUAAUUGAACUCACAUCUGAAGGUCUGGAAAAGAAAGGAACUUGGAACACCACAGAAGGAGUGAAUUUCACGCAGACUUUGGAAACAGAAAGUGAAAUUGCUACUAAGCUGGAAAUGAGAAACAUGACUUUUGUUGUCAUGAUAUCAUUGAUAGACCCACAUGCCAUGUUUAAAGAGACAACCACCAAGCUGGAGGGUAAUGACAAGUAUGAGGGGAUGGCAAUAGAUGUUAUACAUGAACUGUCUCUCAUGUGCGGCUUCAACUACACGUUCCGAGAGCAGAAGGAGGGGGGCAGCGGCAAUCCGGACCCUGUCACCAACAAGUGGAACGGAAUGAUCGGAGAGGUCAUCUCUGGGAGAGCUGACCUGGCAAUAGCAGAUAUUACUAUAACCCAGGAAAGAGAAAAGGAUGCUGACUUUACUUUGCCUUAUAUGAAUCUAGGAAUCAGUAUUUUGUACAAAAAACCAACAAAGUCUCCAAGCUUAUUCUCAUUCAUGUCUCCGUUCAGCAAAGAUCUGUGGCAAGCGCUGAUGGCUGCUUACGUUGGGAUCUCUCUGCUCAUGUAUAUAAUUGCCAGGAUAAGUCCCAAGGAGUGGACCAACCCUUAUCCAUGUGUCGAUGAGGGUGAAAUAGAAGAGUUGGAGAAUCAGUUCAGCCUCAACAAUUCCUUCUGGUUUGUGACUGGCUCCAUCAUGCAGCAAGGGUCUGAACUGGCCCCUAUUUCAGUAUCCACUCGCAUGCUGGCGUCUGUGUGGUGGUUCUUCACUCUCAUCAUCGUCUCCUCCUACACAGCCAACCUGGCCGCCUUCCUCACAGUAGAGCAGAAUGAAGAGAUAUUCCGCAAUGUAGAGGAGCUGGCCAAUCAGAAGCCUAAUGCUCCUGUGUUUGUCAAGUAUGGUGCCAAGGCUGGUGGUGCAACUGAAGGAUUCUUUAAGUCAUCAAACCACUCAACAUACCAGAGGAUGUGGCAGUACAUGCAGGAGAACUAUGACGACGUGAUGAUGAAGUCUAACCGUGAUGGUGUAGACAGAGUACUGAGUGAUGCUGAUGAGUAUGCCUUCUUGAUGGAGUCUGCCUCUAUAGACUACGAGGUGCAGCGGCACUGUGAGCUGAGGCAGGUCGGCAACCCUCUGGACAGCAAGGGCUACGGCAUUGUCAUGACUAAGGGUGCUUGGUACAGAAAUAUUCUAAGUAGCAGUGUUAUAAAGCUACAAGAAAAAGGAAAAUUCACUCAGCUUUAUAAAAAAUGGUGGAGAGAAAAAAGAGGUGGAGGAGCAUGCAAUGAUGAUGGGGAUGGAGCAGACGCAGUUCCAUUGGAUCUGGACAAUGUUGGUGGGGUGUUCCUGGUACUGGUGUUUGGAACAUUACUUGCUGGGGUCUUAUCUCUGGGAGAACUGAUGUUUGAGGUCUUCAUGAAGGAAGAUAGGGGACCUUUUUGGAAUGAAUUAAAACGAGAACUGAAGUUUGUGAUCAGCUGUAAAGGCACUGUGAAGAAACUAAAAACACCAUCGGAAGAAAAUACUUCUGAAGAAAACUCAGACCCUACCAGAUCUUUCCGUCUUUAGUUAUUAAUUGUUGGGAAAUCUAAAUACAAUAAAUUGUAU